Molecule: messenger RNA, 4169 nt
Organism: Brachypodium distachyon (stiff brome)
Lineage: Eukaryota; Viridiplantae; Streptophyta; Magnoliopsida; Poales; Poaceae
Product: auxin response factor 16
Exons: 13
Coding region: 552-3743 (1063 amino acids)
Biological process (GO): regulation of DNA-templated transcription; response to hormone
Cellular component (GO): nucleus
Molecular function (GO): protein binding; DNA binding
Source: RefSeq, a predicted model, not a curated record
CAAUCUCCCCCCUCGGACCAUCUCCGCUCGUGGCUCGCUUCCUCCCCCCAACUGUCCCGUCCCCAAGCAGCAGCAGGCCAGCAGCAUCCCGCCCCACCACCCUCCGUUGCUUUUCCCUUUUCCCAGCGCCCCGACUUGAUUCCAAGCGCGUCGCCGCCUCGCCGGCCCGGCCGCCGGGACGACGGACGCGGUCGUGGGACGGCGGACGCUAAGCAGCAGCGUCCAGGAGCGGCGCGCGCUUGAUGAGCGGAGGCGCCGCGGGCGAGCUAUUGUCGUCGCGCGCCGGAACGGCCACGGGCGAGUGGCGACCCGGCUUCGCUGCGCCUAGCUCGCUUACGGGUGCGCACGCCUCGCUGCUGCUGCUGCUCCCCUGAUCAGGGAUUUUAUACUCGCCGCCGCCUCCGCCUCGUGCCGCUUACUUUAGUACAGGAAAGGCGAGGGAGCCUUCCUACUGGAUACUACUACUAGUCGAUAAAAGGUUGGAGGAGCGACAAAAGGGAGGUGGAUAUUCGCGAAUCCGGAGGCGAGAUUUGGAUCGGGAUCUCGCCGGGAUGAAGGACCAAGGAUCGGCCGGCGUCUCGCCCGGCCCGCCGGAGGGGGAGAAGAAAGCCAUCAACUCGGAGCUGUGGCAUGCUUGUGCUGGGCCUCUGGUGGCGAUGCCACCGGUGGGAAGCCUUGUCGUCUACUUCCCACAGGGCCACAGCGAACAGGUUGCUGCUUCGAUGAACAAGGAGGUUGACGUCAUCCCGAAUUACCCGUCUCUUCCUUCUAAGCUGAUCUGCAAGCUUCUAAGUCUCACCUUACAUGCAGAUUCUGAAACUGAUGAAGUUUAUGCUCAAAUGACACUUCAGCCUGUUAGCAAAUAUGAUCGGGACGCUAUGCUGGCAUCUGAACUGGGUCUGAAGCAAAACAAGCAGCCAAUGGAGUUCUUCUGCAAGACGCUGACAGCGAGCGACACAAGUACUCAUGGUGGAUUCUCGGUGCCACGUCGUGCAGCGGAGAAGAUAUUUCCACCACUAGACUUUGCGAUGCAACCACCUGCCCAAGAGCUCAUGGCCAAGGAUCUUCAUGACAUCUCAUGGAAAUUCCGGCACAUUUUUCGAGGUCAACCGAAGAGGCACCUUUUGACAACUGGCUGGAGUGUCUUUGUCAGUACAAAAAGGCUUUUAGCUGGUGAUUCAGUUCUGUUUAUAAGGGACGAGAAAUCUCAGCUUCUCUUAGGCAUACGCCGUUCCACCAGACCCCAACCAGCACUAUCAUCAUCAGUUUUAUCGAGUGACAGCAUGCACAUUGGGAUUCUAGCAGCAGCAGCCCAUGCUGCUGCAAAUAGUAGUCCAUUUACUAUUUUCUACAAUCCAAGGGCAAGCCCAUCAGAAUUUGUCAUUCCUUUGGCAAAAUAUAACAAGGCGCUGUAUACACAAGUUUCUCUUGGAAUGCGGUUCAGAAUGCUGUUUGAGACUGAGGAUUCAGGGGUCCGAAGGUAUAUGGGCACAAUCACAGGUAUUGGCGACUUGGAUCCAGUGCGGUGGAAGAAUUCUCAUUGGCGAAACCUUCAGGUUGGCUGGGAUGAAUCAACUGCCUCUGAGAGGCGCACACGUGUUUCAAUAUGGGAGAUUGAACCAGUUGCCACACCUUUUUAUAUAUGUCCACCGCCGUUUUUCAGGCCAAAACUCCCUAAGCAGCCAGGAAUGCCAGAUGAUGAAAAUGAGGUUGAGAGUGCUUUCAAAAGAGCCAUGCCAUGGCUUGCAGACGACUUUGCCCUGAAAGAUGUCCAAAGCCAAUUGUUUCCAGGCCUGAGCCUAGUCCAAUGGAUGGCUAUGCAGCAGAAUCCUCAGAUGCUACCAACCAGUGCCCCAGCCGUGCAGUCGCCAUACUUGACCUCCAGUGCAUUGGCUUUGCAGGAUGGGAUGGGCACUGGCAAUGAAGACCCAACCAGAAGAUUGAAUAUACAAGGCCAAAAUAUUGGUUUACCUAACUUUCAGGUUGGUUCAAAAAUAGAUCACUCUGUAAUGGCUCAACAUCAACAGCAGCCUCACCAGCUAUCACAACAGCAGCAGGUCCAGCCAUCGCAACAAAGUUCUAUGGCUCUACAGCAACAGCAAGCCCAGUUACUGCAGCAGAAUGCCAUUCAUCUCCAGCAGCAACAAGAACAUCUCCAACGACAGCAGUCACAGUCACAGCAGCAGCAAGAACAUCUCCAACGACAGCAGUCACAGCCACAGCAACAGUUAAGAACUGCUGAGGCAAUGGAGCAGCACAAGCUGAGAGAACAACAGCCUCAAGGUGGGCAGGCUGUUUCACAGGCACAACUGUUGAGCCAGAUCUUCCAGCCAUCUUCAUCUCAGCUACAACAGUUGGGUUUGCCCAAGUCACCUACCCAGCGCCCAGGAUUUCCAGGUUUACAAACUGCGGGUGCUUUGCAACAACCAGCUCUGACUCAGACACCGCAGGUCCAGCAAGCAGCAGAAUAUCAGCAGGCCCUUAUACAGAGUCAGCAACAGCAAUUACAACAACUAUCACAACCAGAAAUGCAGCUGCAGCUGCUUCAAAAGAUUCAACAGCAAAAUAUGCUCUCUCAGCUGAACCCACAACAUCAGUCCCAGUUGAUUCAACAAUUAUCUCAGAAAAACCAGGAAUUUCUUCAGCAACAAAUUUUGCAACAUCAGUUAGGCGGUAGUGAUGUUUUGGGUCAGUUCAAGCAAUCUCAGCAAACACCUUCAAAACAUAUGACAGGAUCUCUGACGCCCCAGCAGCUUGUGAGGUCUCAAUCAGCACUUGCUGAGAGUGAGGAUCCAUCAAGCUCAACUGCUCCAUCUGCUGGCCGUAUUUCUCCAAUGAAUUCGUUGAGUAAAACACACCAUAGUAGCAGGAAUUUAACUGAAAUGACAACAUCACCACAUAUUGACAACUUACUUCAGGAAAUCCAAAGCAAGUCAGAUAACCGAAACAAGAAUGAUAGGCAGGGUAGCAAAGAAACGAUCCCUGUGCCCAAUCGAUACCCAGUUUCAGAUCAACUUGAUGCAUCAUCUGCCACCUCCUUUUGUUUAGAUGAGAGUCCUCGAGAAGGCUUUUCCUUUCCUCCAGUUUGUUUGGAUAGCAAUGCUCAAGUUGAUCCAAGAGAUAACUUUCUUAUCGCGGAAAAUGUGGAUUCAUUAAUGCCAGAUGCCCUAUUGUCAAGAGGGAUGGCUUCAGGAAAGGGUAUUUGCGAUCUGCCUUCUGGACAAAGGGAUCACAGGGAGGUUGAGAAUGAGCUAUCCUCUGCUGCAUUCAGUUCCCAGUCCUUUGGUGUGGCUGACAUGUCGUUCAAGCCUGGAUGUUCAGGUGACAUGGCUGUUAAUGAUGGUGGAAUGCCAAGCCAAGGAUUGUGGAAUAAUCAAACACAGCGGAUGAGAACUUUCACUAAGGUUCAAAAGCGUGGAUCUGUGGGGAGAUCAAUCGAUAUCACACGGUAUCGAAACUAUGAUGAACUUCGGCAUGAUCUUGCAUGCAUGUUUGGUAUUCAAGGGCAGCUUGAAGAUCCCUAUAGAAUGGACUGGAAGCUAGUCUAUGUUGAUCAUGAGAAUGACAUCCUCCUUGUUGGGGACGACCCCUGGGAGGAAUUUGUGAGUUGUGUGAAGAGCAUCAAAAUAUUAUCAUCUGUUGAAGUACAACAAAUGAGUUUGGAUGGCGACCUUGGUGGUAUUCCUUCCCAAACACAAGCCUGUAGUGCUUCUGAUGAUGCAAAUGCAUGGAGGGGUUCCUAAUGUAAAUACCAAACAAUCUGUUUCUUACCAUUGAUAAAAGGAUAGUGAGAGAUUUAAGGAUCCAAUACACACCUAGUGUUGUUCUGAGGUUAGACCUAGAGCCAACUCACUAACACAAUUGAUCAAAAUACUUUUGGCAGAAGAUGUCCAGUGGCGCCUUAUUUGGGAGCUCUUGACGUCUUGUUUCCCACCAAAAUUGGGUAACUUUAAUUUCUUUCCUGGCACACAAAAUUGCUUCGAAUUUCAUUAGCUACCCCUUUAUACUGGAUUCCAGUCAUUGUAAUUAGAUGAGUUGUUCAACUAUCUGACUGUAUAUAUGUGCCGUUUCUGUACCUCCCAAAGUUAGUUCUACUACUGAAGUAAAAAAGUUGUAUUGUGGCAACAGAAAAUUUGUUUAUUUGUUCUGCAUUGGUGUUUUGUUGAUUA